Messenger RNA from Gambusia affinis (western mosquitofish), 2880 nucleotides. RefSeq lists its product as uncharacterized. Lineage: Eukaryota; Metazoa; Chordata; Actinopteri; Cyprinodontiformes; Poeciliidae. Bases 746 to 2401 code for a protein of 551 amino acids. The transcript has 3 exons. The record is from RefSeq and is a predicted model, not a curated record. Gene Ontology annotation, molecular function: zinc ion binding; nucleic acid binding.
GGGGAGAGCUGGAGACAAAGGAGCUACAGAUCUGAACAUCCAGUGAGCUUGGAGUCGUGAAGUUGUCAUGUACUGAACUAUAUAUGGAAUUGGCCAGGUGAUCCCUUGGUAGGGUCAAAGGAUGGCGAGCUUCUGACAACUGGCUGGAGCCAGGAGAACCUUAAAACUCACUCUAUACUGGUCUGGUAGGAGUCUGAUGGUCCACAACAUUUCCCCCUCCAUCUCAUUAUAAAGACACACAAUUCAUUAUUCAACCCUUCUCUGGUGGAAACAAAUUGCGCUUGGACAUUUUCAUCUCAAACAAUUGGACAAUUAAAUUAUGGACUUUUAAAUGUGUGUCAGUCAGACAAUGUGCUGACUACUGGGGAAAGAUAGGACUCUUUGUGCACAUUUAUAUACAAGAUUUACUGCAGUAUUGUGUAUGUAUAUAUUUAUUGUCUUUAUUUUUUUGUUUUUCAUGUAUGUUUGUGUCUUGUGGUGUUCACUUAUUUUUCCUUCUCUAAAAUACAUAAUAAUGAAAGCAGUUAUUCUUUUGUAUUGUUUUUAUUGAUUACUGACAACAGCUCCAGUAGAUGAACCUAACCUUCUGGUAUUAUAUGCCAUCUAGUCCUUUAACUGCAUUAAAUAACUGCUACAUUAUUGGCGAGCUAGCCAGGAGCUGUUUUGAUCAGUAAUUAAUAGAAACCAGGUUGAAUAAAGUUGCACAAAUAAGUCUUAGUUCAUACUCACCAAUUCAAUUUCCAUCAUGGAAGUUUUUGAAACUCUUGGUUUAAAAAUCUCUAAUACAGUAUUGAUUGAUGGAGUUUCAGAAAACCCCACAGAUGAACUUAUUGAUUUUCUUGAACAGUAUGGUGAUAUUAAGCAGAAAACUACUAUAGAUUUGCGUGAUUCAGAAUUUGAUCAAAUGUUGGUUGUUGAAUAUGAUUCUGGAUUAUCUUUAGCACGUUUAUUUCCAAUAUUACCAUAUACAUUUACAUCAGAUGUGGGUGAUAAAUUUCAUAUUGAAAGGUUGUCUGAGAUUUAUGCCUCAAAAGUUGGUGGCUUAAAGACAAAUAAGUAUUUGGCAGAUUUACAAGAAAUUGCCAAGCUGUCUGGGAAAAAAUAUGCUGAAGUCCUCACAGAAGUGAUGUCCCAGAUACAGCAGUCUGUUGCAGAGUUCUGUCCUGUGGUGCCAGUGAAGGCAAAAGAGGAACAACUUGUAGAGAAAGCUGAAGCACAGCAGCCAUCAGUUCAUGCUACUACUCAACUCCCUUUUCCUCUGUCAUCCCUUCCACACUCCGCUCCUCUUCCAUCCAGUUCUUCUAUCUCCAGCAGAACUGAAGUGCAAGGUCAGGAGAAGCAGUCCACAUCUAUUUCUGCUGGUGAUCUCAGUCCUCCUGAGGUGCAACGCUAUGUUGUGGAGCAUGUUGUCAGGAGUGGGGACAGCUCUCUGCAUAUGCACUCAUCACAUAGAUUGAGAUCAUUCUCUGGAAAAGUCCCCAGGCCAAGUCAUGAGACAGAUUACGACACAUGGCGGACAAGUGUUGAUUUAGUUCUUCAAGAUCCCUCUAUGUCACAGUUGCAAUGUACCAGACUAAUUCGUGAUAGUCUACUUCCACCUGCCUGUGAUAUAGUGAAACAUUUGAGUCCAGAUACAUUACCAAAAGUAUACAUGCAACAACUUGAUUCAGCCUAUGGAACUGUUCAAGAUGGAGAGGAGUUGUAUGUUAAAUUCAUGGACACUUAUCAGGAUAGUGGAGAAAAGCCAUCUGCCUAUUUGCAGCGGUUGCAGGUUGGGCUACAGCAUGCAGUGAAGAGAGGAGGUGUUUUGGAGAAGGAUAUGGAUGCACGACUGUUGACCCAAUUUUGCAGAGGAUGUUGGGACAACAACCUAAUAUCAGAACUUCAACUUAAACAGAGAAAAAUUAAUCCACCUUCAUUUGCUGACUUUUUGUUGUUACUUAGAACUGAAGAGGACAGGGAAGCAGCAAAAACCCUGCGGAUGAAGCACCAUUUGGGUACCACUAAACAAAAGGUUUCAUCUCAGGUCCAGUUUGCACAUACUAACCAGGAAACUAAUCUGUGUGUUGCUCUGAACAACAUGACUAAACAGCUUUCACAACAGAUGUCAGCAAUACAGCAGCAGCUCACUGCUUUAACAGCAGGUCAGAUGGGCACCAAGCUACCUUUUGCUGCAAAAGCUACUGCAAAGCCUAAUGUGAAAAAGACUGUUAAAGAUGUACAUAUUAGCAAUUCUAGCUCUAAACCUGGGUUUUGCUUCCGUUGUGGAGAGGAUGGCCAUGUUAAGCCUCAAUGUGAUAAUGAGCCUAAUCCAGCAUUGGUUACUGCAAAGCGGAAAAUAUUUUAUGAUAAACAGAAGAGACAGAGACAAAAUCCCUCUACUUCAGCACAUUUAAACUAGUUUCAGUUCCUGUUGAGGGGCGAACAGGAGCUGAGCUGGACCAACCUUGUCCCGCAAAGAGAGAGUCUGUUAAGUGUGCCAAAUUGCAGACAAAACCCAAAAUUGAUUUGCCAAAGGGAUUAAUCGGUUCCAGAUGUACAGCAGAAGUCAACAUUGCUGGCUACAGCUCUCAAUGUCUUCUGGAUACCGGCUCUCAAGUCACUACAAUACCAGUUUCUUUCUUCAAUAAACAUCUCUCAGGUCAACCAGUUCACUCGCUAAAUGACCUACUUCAUGUUGAAGGGGCUGCAGGUCAACAUGUUCCAUAUUUGGGUUAUGUUGAAGUACCAAUAACAUUUCCAAAAGACUUUAUUGGGAGUGAAUUAACAGUUGAAACCCUUGCUUUAGUUGUUCCUGAUGUGAGACCUGGAUUUCCAGCUUUAGUGCUAAUAGGCAUGAAUACACUUGAAAUUCUUUAUGAAAAAUUUUGCUCCAGUGAC